UUAAACUUCAGCAAAUCUAAAUUAUGAACAGUCAGCUUUUUUGUUAACAUUUUCCAAAUUCAAAAACAAAAAACAACAAAAAAAUUUAAUUCAGCUUACUUAAAAUAUCGCACAUCAUGUACUCAAAAACUAGUGAGACCAAUGCGGAAGAAAAUAGUGAUAGCAGUCAUGCUUCUCAUUUGAAAAACAAAGCGAAUUCGUCUAAUGGCGCACAGAAGACUAACUGGUUACCAUCAACGGAGAAAGAAACUUACCGUACAGUUGUGGUAAACUAUCGAUAUGCCAAAAUGGAUAAGAACUAUCCGCGUAAUACCGGCGCAAUAUCAAAGAAAAAGCAUUGGAAUCGCAUGAUUUCCGCGUUGGCCGCCAAACCGAAUAGCGAUGAAGAGGAAGCAGAGGAUGAUGAUGUACCCAAUUUGCGCAAACUUUAUGAUUGCUCGAAAGAAGAAUUAAGUACAUGCCAUAACGUGGAUACACCAAAACCUUCAUGCGAGAACUUAACUAAGCUAUUCCACGAGUCACCGAAGGAAGCCAUCAAGUUGGAAGUUUAUUGCUUGCCAGUAGAACAGGAAGCAAUAGUGGAGGAACCGCAAGUAAAUACAAUUGAGGAAAAUGAAAUCAAAUCAGAAACUAUAGAAGAUGAUACUUACAAUUACGAUGAAACAAAAUCGCAGGAGAACUCAGAUGAAUGUGUCGAGGAAGGCACCGAUAACUCUUUUGAAACAACGCAAAUGGCAAGAAAUUAUCCGUCGUUUUCAGAUUUUGUAUUUUUGGCUGAUCAUGAAAUUGGCGAAACACCAGACUUCGAUGCGGAUUAUUGUUGUGCCAUGACUAAGGAUAAAGUAGAUGGCACACAGCAGACUUGCAUCAUCAAGAACACGACAAAAGCAACACAGAAACCAGAACGAAAUAGCGAACAACUGCAAACGAUUAAGAAGUCUUGUAGGCGUUCAAGUACGCUCAGUGCACAAAACUGUGAAAAUUGUUUAGAGCUUGCGGUAGCAGAAAUACCAAAAGAAACUGGCAAGCCAAAAACUACACAAAAUCAAGGUGGCUUCCGUCAGCGUCAACAGGAACUACACCGAUAUCGCAUUGCGGUGGAGCAAAAACGGUUAGAAUUACUUGAAGUAAAAUUACAACGGGAACGUGAUGAGAUGUUGCGUGAACAAAUACUCUUUGAAAAGGAGAUCGAAUUCAAAACGACACAAAUAAGACAGCUUAACGAUGAUAAGAUCGUUGACAUAUUGUGAGGUUAUGUGCUAGGCAUCACUACAAACCGGAAAAGUGCGAGCAGAAGAAAAAAUAAAGAUUGUAAGCAAAAAAGUUUUUCAACUAUAAAUACAGUUUGUAAAUAUCAUUAACAAAAAAGCAAAAAUAUCAAAUUAAACCAAAUUACUAUUGCUACAAUUUUUUAAAAUAAAUAUCAAACAA
Messenger RNA from Bactrocera neohumeralis, 1431 nucleotides. RefSeq lists its product as uncharacterized. The transcript is spliced from 2 exons. Lineage: Eukaryota; Metazoa; Arthropoda; Insecta; Diptera; Tephritidae. The record is from RefSeq and is a predicted model, not a curated record. Bases 117 to 1250 code for a protein of 377 amino acids.